Felis catus (domestic cat) is the source of this 14944-nucleotide messenger RNA. It is a transcript of the gene MUC2, whose product is annotated as mucin 2, oligomeric mucus/gel-forming. Lineage: Eukaryota; Metazoa; Chordata; Mammalia; Carnivora; Felidae. The record is from RefSeq and is a predicted model, not a curated record. Gene Ontology annotation, molecular function: protein binding. Gene Ontology annotation, cellular component: extracellular matrix.
GGGACGACCCACAGUCGUCCCCGGGUGGGCCCUGUCCCGCUUGCUGCUGGGAGGGCGUGUUGGUCGGAACCGGGGUCAUGGGUGCUGGGGCGUCCUGAGAAGGGCUAGCUUUACUGAGGGCUAAUAAAAAGAUAAACCACAGAUAACUUGAAUCAAUAUUUCCCAAGUGACACCACGGGAGCCCCCACAGCUGUUUUCCUGAUAACCUGGCAAACGCCCCACCCACGCUUUGCCCCUCCCCUGCUCUCCCCGCCUCUGCCGGUCCUGCUGGGCCAUAUAAGGCCCGGACCCCUGCCCCAGUUGCUCUCCCCCGCCACCCUUUUGAGCCACCAUGGGGCUGCCGCUAGCCGGCCUGGUGGCCGUCUGCCUGGCCCUGAGCUCAGCUGGGGGUGCGGAGCUCCGGAGAGAGGGCAGGACCCGGAACCAUGGCCACAGCGUCUGCAGCACUUGGGGCGACUUCCACUAUAAGACGUUCGACAGUGACAUCUUCCGCUUCCCGGGCCUCUGCGACUACAACUUUGCGUCUGACUGCAGGGACUCCUACAAGGAGUUUGCGGUGCACCUGAAGCGGGGCCUGGGACGAGAUGGGGCUCACCCCCAGCUCGACUACAUCCUGCUGAACAUCAAAGACGACACUAUCUACCUCACCCGCCAGCUGGCGGUGCUGAACGGGGCCGUGGUCAGCACCCCGCACUAUAGCCCCGGGCUGCUCAUCGAGAAGAGCGACGUCUAUACCAAGGUCUACUCCCGUGCGGGACUCACCCUCAUGUGGAACCGGGAAGACUCCCUCAUGCUGGAGCUGGACAGUAAGUUCCGGAACCACACGUGUGGCCUCUGCGGGGACUACAACGGCCUGCACGUCUAUUCAGAGUUCCUCUCUGACGGUGUGUCCUUCAGUGCCAUCGAGUUUGGGAACAUGCAGAAGAUCAAAAAGCCUGGGGUGGUGUGCGAGGACCCCGAGGAGGAGCCCGCGGGAGAGUCCUGCUCUGAGCACCGCGCCGAGUGCGAGAGGCUGCUGACGGGCUCGGCCUUCGAGGACUGCCUGGGCCUGGUGCCGCUGGAGCUGUACGUGCAGGCCUGCGCGCAGGACCGCUGCCGGUGCCCGCUGGGCGCCUCCUGCAUCUGCAGCAGCCUCGCCGAGUUCUCUCGCCAGUGCUCGCACGCGGGCGGCCGGCCGGGCACCUGGAGGACCCCCGUGUUCUGCCCCAAGAGCUGCCCCGGGAACAUGGUUUACCUGGAGAGCGGCUCACCCUGCAUGGACACCUGCUCACACCUGGGAAUCAGCAACCUGUGUGAGGAGCACCGCAUGGACGGCUGUUUUUGCCCGGAAGGCACUGUGUACGAUGACAUUGCGGGCAGAGGCUGCAUUCCCGUCAGCCAGUGUCACUGCAAGGUCCACGGGCACCUGUACUUGCCCGGCCAGCAGAUCACCAAUGACUGCGAGCAGUGCGUCUGCACCGCCGGCCGCUGGGUGUGCAAAGACCUGCCAUGCCCAGGCACCUGCGCCCUGGAGGGCGGCUCCCACAUCUCCACCUUCGACGGGAAGAAGUACACUUUCCACGGGGACUGCUACUACGUGCUGGUCAAGGGCGACCACGACUCCUAUGCCCUCCUGGGUGAGCUGGCCCCCUGCGGCUCCACGGACAAGCAGACCUGCCUGAAGACGGCGGUGCUGCUGACCGACAAGAAGAAGAACGUGGUGGCCUUCAAGUCGGACGGCAGCGUGCUGCUGAAUGAGCUGCAGGUGAACUUGCCCCACGUGACUGCCAGCUUCUCCAUCUUCCAACCAUCCUCCCACCACCUCGUGGUGAAUACCGCCUUCGGCCUCAGGCUGCAGGUGCAGCUGGUGCCCGUGAUGCAGCUGUUUGUGACGCUGGACCAGGCCGCCCAGGGGCGCGUGCAGGGCCUCUGCGGGAACUUCAACGGCCUGGAAGGGGAUGACUUCAAGACGGCGGGCGGGCUGGUGGAGGCCACGGGGGCCGGCUUCGCCAACACGUGGAAGGCCCAGUCGAGUUGCCACGACAAGCUGGACUGGCUGGAGGACCCCUGCUCCCUCAACAUCGAGAGCGCCAACUACGCGGAGCACUGGUGCUCCCUGCUGAAGAAGACAGAGACCCCCUUCGGGAGGUGCCACUCAGCCGUGGACCCCUCGGAGUAUUACAAGAGGUGCAGGUACGAUACGUGUAACUGCCAGAACAGCGAGGACUGCAUGUGCGCCGCCCUGUCCUCCUACGCCCGCGCCUGCGCCACCAAGGGCGUCAUGCUGUGGGGGUGGCGGGAGCAAGUCUGCAACAAGGACGUGGGCUCCUGCCCCAGCUCACAGAUCUUCCUGUACAACCUGACCACCUGCCAGCCCACCUGCCGCUCGCUCUCCGAGGCCGACACCCACUGCCUCAAGGGCUUUGCGCCGGUGGACGGCUGCGGCUGCCCUGACCACACCUUCCUGGAUGAGAAGGGCCGCUGUGUGCCCCUGGCCAAAUGCUCUUGCUAUCACCGCGGCCUCUACCUGGAGGCCGGGGAAGUGGUCCUGCGGCAGGGGGAGCGAUGCGUUUGCCGGAACGGCAGGCUUCAGUGCGUUCAGAUCCAGCUGAUCGGCCUUCGCUGUCAGGCCCCAAAGAUCCACGUGGAUUGCAACAACCUGACAGCGCUGGCCAUCCAGAACCCGCGACCCACCAGCUGCCAGACGCUGGCUGCCGGCCACUACCAGACGGAGUGCAUCAGCGGCUGUGUUUGCCCGGACGGGCUGCUGGAUGACGGCCGCGGCGGCUGCGUCAUGGAAGAGCAGUGUCCCUGUGUGCACAACAAGGACCUGUACUCCCCUGGGGACAAGAUCAAGGUGGACUGCAACACCUGCACCUGCCGGAGGGGCCGCUGGGUGUGCACGCAGGCCGUGUGCUACGGCUCCUGCUCCAUCUACGGAAGUGGCCACUACAUCACGUUCGACGGAAAGCACUACGACUUUGAUGGACACUGUUCCUACGUGGCGGUUCAGGACUACUGUGGCCAGAACUCCUCACUGGGCUCCUUCAGCAUCAUCACCGAGAAUGUUCCCUGUGGCACCACGGGCGUCACCUGCUCCAAGGCCAUCAAAAUCUUCAUGGGGAGUCUGGAGCUGAAGCUGGAGGGCAAGCACCGCGUGGUGAUCCAGCGAGACGUGGGCCACCACGUGUCCUACACCACGCGGGAGGUGGGCCAGUACCUGGUGGUAGAGGCCAGCGUGGGCGUCAUCGUCAUCUGGGACAAGAGGACCACCGUCUUCAUCAAGCUGGCGCCGUCCUACGAGGGCACGGUGUGCGGGCUGUGUGGGAACUUCGACCGCCGCUCCAGCAACGACUUCACCACGAGGGACCACAUGGUGGUGGACAGCGAGCUGGACUUCGGGAACAGCUGGAAGGAGGCCCCCACCUGCCCAGACGUGAGCUUCACCCCGGAGCCCUGCGCCCUGAGGCCGCACCGCCUCUCCUGGGCCGAAAAGCAGUGCAGUAUCAUCAAGAGCCGGGUCUUCGCCGUCUGCCACAGCAAGGUGGACCCCAAGCCAUUCUACGAGGCCUGCGUCCAUGACUCGUGCUCCUGCGACACGGGCGGGGACUGUGAGUGCUUUUGCUCUGCCGUGGCCUCCUACGCCCAGGCGUGCACGAAGGAGGGGGCCUGCGUGUUCUGGAGGACGCCAGACCUGUGCCCCAUCUUCUGUGACUACUACAACCCCCCGGACGAGUGCGAGUGGCACUACGAGCCGUGUGGGAACCGCAGCUUUGAGACCUGCAGGACGGUCAACGGGAUCCACUCCAACAUCUCCGUGUCCUACCUGGAGGGCUGCUACCCGCGGUGCCCCAAGGACAGGCCCAUCUACGACGAGGACGAGAAGAAGUGCGUCACGGCCGACCAGUGUGGCUGCUACGUCGAGGACACCCGUUACCCACCUGGAGCGUCCGUGCCCUCCGACAAGGACUGCCAGUCUUGCAUGUGUACCAACUCCUCGGAAGUUGUCUGCCGGCCUGAAGAAGGGAAGAUUCUCAACUAUACCCAGGAUGGGUCUUUCUGCUACUGGGUGAUCUGCGGGCCCAACGGGACGGUGGAGAAACACUUCAACAUCUGCCAGCCUACCUCGCCUCCCUCGUCCUCCUUGCCGCCCUCCACCACCCCCGUCACGAGUACCACGAGCACCACCCCCACCCCCAUCCCCAGCACAGCAACGACCAUCUCCUCAACGACCCCGUCUUCAGUCACUCCCAAUGUGUGCUGCUUCUGGUCCGACUGGAUCAACGAGAACCACCCCAGCAUGGACAGCACCGGUGGAGACUGGGAGAAAUUCGACAGUGUCUGCAGGGAACCCGAGGACAUCCAGUGCAGGUUGGCCACGGAGCCAGAGCUCAGCUGGGAGGAGACGGGCCAGAAGGUACAGUGUGAUGUCUCCUCAGGGUUCAUUUGCCUCAACGAAGACCAGUUUGGAAACGGGCCGUUCGCCGUCUGUUAUGACUAUGAAAUACGUGUCAAUUGUUGCCUGCCGAUGUAUGAGUGUCCCGGGUCCCCAACCACGGCCCCAACCACCACCCCCUCAACCACAACCACCACCCCGACCACCACCAGCACGGAGACCCCGACCCCCACCCCGACCACCACCAGCACGGAGACCCCGACCCCGGCCUCGACCACCACCACCACCACCACCAGCACGGAGUCUGCGACCCCCACCCCGACCACCACCAGCACGGAGACCCCGACCCCGGCCUCGACCACCACCACCACCAGCACGGAGACCCCGACCCCGACCUCCACCCCAACCACCACCAGCACGGAGACCCCGACCCCGACCUCCACCCCAACCACCACCAGCACGGAGACCCCGACCCCGGCCUCGACCACCACCACCACCAGCACGGAGACCCCGACCCCCACCCCGACCACCACCAGCACGGAGACCCCGACCCCCACCCCGACCACCACCAGCACGGAGACCCCGACCCCCACCCCGACCACCACCAGCACGGAGACCCCGACCCCCACCACCAGCACCACCAGCACGGAGACCCCGACCACCGCCCCGACCACCACCAGCACGGAGACCCCGACCCCGGCCUCCACCACCACCACCACCACCACCACCCCUACCCCGGGAUCAACCACCAAUCUGUGCGUGCCUGAGUGCAAUUGGACUGGCUGGCUGGAUUCAGGGAAACCAGACAACACCAAACCGGGGGCAGACAUCGAAUCUGUCGAGGUCUGUGUACCAGGCUGGGCGGCCAACAUCUCCUGCAGAGCCGCCCAGUUCCCUGACAUCCCCCUUGGGCAGCUGGGGCAGAACGUGGAUUGCGACAUCGACGUCGGGCUGGUGUGCAGAAAUGAAAACCAGAAACCAGGGGGAUACAUGCCCCAGCCUUCUUGCCUCAACUAUGAGAUCAACGUCUACUGCUGUUCGUGGCCUCCACCCUGUAUCUCCACGCCUUCCCCUGUAACCACGCCGACCUCCCCGACCACCACCACCACCGGCACGGAGACCCCGACCCCGGCCUCCACCACCACCACCACCAGCACGGGGACCCCGACCCCCUCCCCGACCACCACCAGCACGGGGACCCCGACCCCCACCCCGACCACCACCAGCACGGAGACCCCGACUCCGGCCUCCACCACCACCACCACCAGCACGGAGACCCCGACCCCGACCACCACCCCGACCACCACCAGCACGGAGACCCCGACUCCGGCCUCCACCACCACCACCACCAGCACAGGGACCCCGACCACCACCAGCAUGGAGACCCCGACCCCAACCCCGACCACCACCAGCACGGAGACCCCGACCCCGGCCUCCACCACCACCACCACCAGCACGGGGACCCCAACCCCCACCACCACCACCACCAGCACGGGGACCCCAACCCCCACCCCGACCACCACCAGCACGGAGACCCCGACCCCGGGCUCGACCACCACCACCACCAGCACGGGGACCCCGACCACCACCAGCACGGAGACCCCGACCCCCACCCCGACCACCACCAGCACGGAGACCCCGACCCCGGCCUCGACCACCACCACCACCACCACCAGCACGGAGUCUGCGACCCCCACCCCGACCACCACCAGCACGGAGACCCCGACCCCGGCCUCGACCACCACCACCACCAGCACGGAGACCCCGACCCCGACCUCCACCCCAACCACCACCAGCACGGAGACCCCGACCCCGACCUCCACCCCAACCACCACCAGCACGGAGACCCCGACCCCGGCCUCGACCACCACCACCACCAGCACGGAGACCCCGACCCCCACCCCGACCACCACCAGCACGGAGACCCCGACCCCCACCCCGACCACCACCAGCACGGAGACCCCGACCCCCACCCCGACCACCACCAGCACGGAGACCCCGACCCCCACCACCAGCACCACCAGCACGGAGACCCCGACCACCGCCCCGACCACCACCAGCACGGAGACCCCGACCCCGGCCUCCACCACCACCACCACCACCACCACCCCUACCCCGGGAUCAACCACCAAUCUGUGCGUGCCUGAGUGCAAUUGGACUGGCUGGCUGGAUUCAGGGAAACCAGACAACACCAAACCGGGGGCAGACAUCGAAUCUGUCGAGGUCUGUGUACCAGGCUGGGCGGCCAACAUCUCCUGCAGAGCCGCCCAGUUCCCUGACAUCCCCCUUGGGCAGCUGGGGCAGAACGUGGAUUGCGACAUCGACGUCGGGCUGGUGUGCAGAAAUGAAAACCAGAAACCAGGGGGAUACAUGCCCCAGCCUUCUUGCCUCAACUAUGAGAUCAACGUCUACUGCUGUUCGUGGCCUCCACCCUGUAUCUCCACGCCUUCCCCUGUAACCACGCCGACCUCCCCGACCACCACCACCACCGGCACGGAGACCCCGACCCCGGCCUCCACCACCACCACCACCAGCACGGGGACCCCGACCCCCUCCCCGACCACCACCAGCACGGGGACCCCGACCCCCACCCCGACCACCACCAGCACGGAGACCCCGACUCCGGCCUCCACCACCACCACCACCAGCACGGAGACCCCGACCCCGACCACCACCCCGACCACCACCAGCACGGAGACCCCGACUCCGGCCUCCACCACCACCACCACCAGCACAGGGACCCCGACCACCACCAGCAUGGAGACCCCGACCCCAACCCCGACCACCACCAGCACGGAGACCCCGACCCCGGCCUCCACCACCACCACCACCAGCACGGGGACCCCAACCCCCACCACCACCACCACCAGCACGGGGACCCCAACCCCCACCCCGACCACCACCAGCACGGAGACCCCGACCCCGGGCUCGACCACCACCACCACCAGCACGGGGACCCCGACCACCACCAGCACGGAGACCCCGACCCCCACCCCGACCACCACCAGCACGGAGACCCCGACCCCGGGCUCGACCACCACCACCACCAGCACGGGGACCCCGACCACCACCAGCACGGAGACCCCGACCCCCACCCCGACCACCACCAGCACGGAGACCCCGACCCCGGCCUCCACCACCACCACCACCAGCACGGGGACACCCACCUCCACCCUGACCACCACCAGCACGGAGACCCCGACCCCGGCCUCCACCACCACCACCACCAGCACGGGGACCCCAACCCCCACCACCACCACCAGCACGGGGACCCCGACCCCCACCCCGACCACCACCAGCAUGGGGACCCCGACCCCCACCCCGACCACCACCAGCACGGAGACCCCGACCCCGGCCUCCACCACCACCACCACCAGCACGGGGACCCCGACCUCCACCCCAACCACCACCAGCACGGAGACCCCGACCCCGGCCUCCACCACCACCACCACCAGCACGGGGACCCCGACCUCCACCCCAACCACCACCAGCACGGAGACCCCGACCCCCACCCCGACCACCACCAGCACGGAGACCCCGACCCCCACCCCGACCACCACCAGCACGGAGACCCCGACCCCUGCCUCCACCACCACCACCACCAGCACGGGGACCCCGACCUCCACCCCGAGCACCACCAGCACGGAGACCCCGACCCCCACCCCGACCACCACCAGCACGGAGACCCCGACCCCGGCCUCCACCACCACCACCACCAGCACGGGGACCCCCACCUCCACCCCGACCCCCACCAGCACGGAGACCCCGACCCCGGCCUCCACCACCACCACUACCAGCACGGAGACCCCGACCCCCACCCCGACCACCACCAGCACGGAGACACCGACCUCCACCCCGACCACCACCAGCACGGAGACCCCGACCCCCACCCCGACCACCACCACCACCAGCACGGGGACCCACCCCACCCCGACCACCACCAGCACGGAGACCCCGACCCCGGCCUCGACCACCACCACCACCAGCACGGAGACCCCGACCCCGACCUCCACCCCAACCACCACCAGCACGGAGACCCUGACCCCGGCCUCCACCACCACCACCACCAGCACGGGGACCCCGACCACCACCAGCACGGAGACCCCGACCCCCACCCCAACCACCACCAGCACGGAGACCCCGACCCCGGCCUCCACCACCACCACCACCAGCACAGGGACCCCGACCACCACAAGCACGGAGACCCCGACCCCCACCCCGGCCACCACCAGCACGGAGACCCCGACCCCGGCUUCCACCACUACCACCACCAGCACGGGGACCCCGACCUCCACCCCGACCACCACCAGCACGGUGACCCCGACCCCGGCCUCCACCACCACCACCACCAGCACGGGGACCCCGACCACCACCAGCACGGAGACCCCGACCCCGGCCUCAACCACCACCACCACCAGCACGGAGACCCCGACCCCGGCCUCCACCACCACCACCACCAGCACGGGGACCCCGACCACCACCCCGACCACCACCAGCACGGAGACCCCAACCCCAGCCUCCACCACCACCACCACCAGCAUGGAGACCACGACCCCGGCCUCCACCACCACCACCACCAGCAAGGGGACCCCGACCCCCACCCCAAGCAUCACCAGCACGGAGACCCCGACCCCGGCCUCCACCACCACCACCACCAGCACGGGGACCCCGACCCCCACCCCAAGCACCACCAGCACGGAGACCACGACCCCGGCCUCGACCACCACCACCACCAGCACGGGGACCCCGACCCCCACCCCAAGCACCACCAGCACGGAGACCCCGACCUCCACCCCAACCACCACCAGCACGGAGACCCCGACCCCGGCCUCCACUACCAGCACGGAGACCCCGACCCCCACCCCGACCACCACCAGCACGGAGACCCCGACCACGGCCUCGACCACCACCACCACCAGCACAGGGACCCCGACCUCCACCCCGAGCACCACCAGCACGGAGACCCCGACCCCGGCCUCCACCACCACCACCAGCAUGGGGACCCCCACCUCCACCCCGACCACCACCAGCACGGAGACCCCGACCCCGGCCUCCACCACCACCACCACCAGCACGGGGACCCCCACCUCCACCCCGACCACCACCAGCACGGAGACCCCGACCCCGGCCUCCACCACCACCACCACCAGCACGGAGACCCCGACCCCGGCCUCCACCACCACCACCACCAGCACGGGGACCCCGACCACCACAAGCACGGAGACACCGACCCCCACCCCGACCACCACCAGCACGGAGACCCCGACCCCGGUCUCCACCACUACCACCACCAGCACGGGGACCCCGACCUCCACCCCGACCACCACCAGCACGGAGACCCCGACCCCGGCCUCAACCACCACCACCACCAGCACGGAGACCCCGACCCCGACCUCCACCCCAACCACCACCAGCACGGAGACCCCGACCCCGGCCUCCACCACCACCACCACCAGCACGGGGACCCCGACCCCCACCCCGACCACCACCAGCACGGAGACACCGACCCCGGCCUCAACCACCACCACCACCAGCACGGGGACCCCGACCCCCACCCCGACCACCACCAGCACGGAGACACCGACCCCGGCCUCAACCACCACCACCACCAGCACGGGGACCCCGACCCCCACCCCGACCACCACCAGCACGGAGACCCCGACCCCGGCCUUCACCACUACCACCACCAGCACGGAGACCCCGACCCCCACCCCGACCACCACCAGCACGGAGACCCCGACCCCGGCCUCAACCACCACCACCACCAGCACGGGGACCCCGACCACCACAAGCACGGAGACAUCGACCCCCACCCCGGCCACCACCAGCACGGAGACCCCGACCCCGGCCUCCACCACUACCACCACCAGCACGGGGACCCCGACCCCCACCCCGACCACCACCAGCACGGAGACCCCGACCCCGGCCUCAACCACUACCACCACCAGCACGGAGACCCCGACCCCAACCCUGACCACCACCAGCACGGAGACCCCGACCCCGGCCUCCACCACCACCACCACCAGCACGGGGACCCCGACCACCACCAGCACGGAGACCCCGACCCCAACCCCGACCACCACCAGCACGGAGACCCCGACCCCGGCCUCCACCACCACCACCACCAGCACGGGGACCCCGACCACCACCAGCACGGAGACCCCGACCCCCACCCCGGCCACCACCAGCACGGAGACCCCGACCCCGGCCUCCACCACUACCACCACCAGCACGGGGCCCCUGACCUCCACCCCGACCACCACCAGCACGGUGACCCCGACCCCCACCCCGACCACCACCAGCACGGAGACCCCGACCCCGGCCUCAACCACCACCACCACCAGCACGGGGACCCCGACCCCCACCCCAAGCACCACCAGCACGGAGACCCCGACCACGACCCCGGCCUCGACCACCACCACCACCCCCAUGGAGACCACGACCCCGGCCUCGACCACCACCACCACCAGCAUGGAGACCCCGACCCCGACCUCUACCCCAACCACCACCAGCACGGAGACCCCGACCCCGGCCUCCACCACCACCACCACCAGCACGGGGACCCCGACCACCACGAGCACGGAGACAUCGACCCCCACCCCGGCCACCACCAGCACGGAGACCCCGACCCCGGCCUCCACCACUACCACCACCAGCACGGGGACCCCGACCCCCACCCCGACCACCACCAGCACGGAGACCCCGACCCCGGCCUCAACCACUACCACCACCAGCACGGAGACCCCGACCCCAACCCCGACCACCACCAGCACGGAGACCCCGACCCCGGCCUCCACCACCACCACCACCAGCACGGGGACCCCGACCACCACCAGCACGGAGACCCCGACCCCAACCCCGACCACCACCAGCACGGAGACCCCGACCCCGGCCUCCACCACCACCACCACCAGCACGGGGACCCCGACCACCACCAGCACGGAGACCCCGACCCCCACCCCGACCACCACCAGCACGGAGACCCCGACCCCGGCCUCCACCACCACCACCACCAGCACGGGGACCCCGACCACCACCAGCACGGAGACCCCGACCCCCACCCCGGCCACCACCAGCACGGAGACCCCGACCCCGGCCUCCACCACUACCACCACCAGCACGGGGACCCCGACCUCCACCCCGACCACCACCAGCACGGUGACCCCGACCCCCACCCCGACCACCACCAGCACGGAGACCCCGACCCCGGCCUCAACCACCACCACCACCAGCACGGGGACCCCGACCCCCACCCCAAGCACCACCAGCACGGAGACCCCGACCCCCACCACCACCACCACCAGCACGGAGACCACGACCCCGGCCUCGACCACCACCACCACCCCCAUGGAGACCACGACCCCGGCCUUGACCACCACCACCACCAGCAUGGAGACCCCGACCCCGACCUCUACCCCAACCACCACCAGCACGGAGACCCCGACCCCGGCCUCCACCACCACUACCACCAGCACGGGGACCCCGACCUCCACCCCGACCACCACCACCACCAGCACGGAGACCCCGACCCCGACCACCACCCUGACCACCACCAGCACGGAGACCCCAACCACCACCACCACCAGCACGGAGACCCCGACCCCCACCCCGACCCCGGCCUCGACUACCACCACCACCAGCACGGAGACCCCCUCCACACCCACACCCACGACUUUGUCAACGACGUCCAAAGAAACGCUCACAACGCCAGGACGCCCAUCAUCCACUCCGCACAGGCCACCGACCCCGAGCGCCACGACCUCCAGUGUGCUCACCCCCACGCUGACCCCAAUCUCCUCCCCCAGCAUUGUUGAAACUACAGGUUCCAUCACCAGCACAGCCCUGGAAUACUGCUGCGUUUUGAAUGACACUUACUUUGCCCCAGGUGAAACGGUGUAUAAUGGCACGCAUGGGGACACCUGCUAUUACGUGAACUGCUCGCUGUCCUGCACCUUUGAGUUCUUCAACUGGUCGUGUCCGUCCACACCCUCCCCAACGCCCACCCCUUCCUCGCCAACGCCGGCCUCAACACCCAAACCACCCACGUCCGUGGCAUCGAGCACUCUGGCCACCACCAAGCCCCCUGGGUGCCUAGACUUUGAUCCUCCCAGAGAGGAGAACGAGACGUGGUGGCUGUGUAACUGCACCAUGGCUAUCUGCAAAUACAACAACACAGUGGAGUUAGUGCAGGUGAAGUGCAAACCCCCACCCAUGCCCACCUGCUCCAACGACCUCCCGCCCGUGCGCGUCAUGGACCCUGAUGGCUGCUGCUGGCACUGGGAGUGCGACUGCUACUGCACAGGCUGGGGGGACCCGCACUACGUCACCUUCGACGGGCUUUACUACAGCUACCAGGGCAACUGCACGUACGUGCUGGUGGAGGAGAUCAGCCCCACGGUAGACGGCUUCGGCGUCUACAUCGACAACUACCACUGUGACGUCAACGACCGGGUGUCCUGCCCCCGCACGCUCAUUGUGCGCCACGAGACCCAGGAGGUGCUCAUCAAGACGGUGCAGAUGGCCCCCAUAAAAGUGCAGGUGCAGGUCAACGGGCAGGCCGUGGCGCUGCCCUACAAGAAGUAUGGGCUGCAGGUGUCCCAGUCGGGCAUCAGCUACGUGGUGGACAUCCCCGAGCUGGGCGCCCUCAUCUCCUACAACGGCCUGUCCUUCUCCAUCCGGCUGCCCCACCACCGGUUUGGCAACAACACCAAGGGCCAGUGUGGUACGUGUACCAACAACACCGCCGACGACUGCGUGUUGCCCAGCGGAGAGGUCGUUUCCAACUGCGAGGUCGCGGCCGACCAGUGGGUGGUGAACGACCCCUCCAAGCCACACUGUCCCCACAUCGGGGUCACCACCAAGCCCCCGGCUAGCACGCCGUCAGCGGGCAGCCCCACGCCCAAGGACUGUGCUUCCCCUCUCUGCGACCUCAUCAAAGACAGCCUGUUCGCCCAGUGCCACGCCGUGGCACCCCCCCAGCACUACUACGACGCCUGCGUGUUCGACAGCUGCUUCGUGCCCGGCUCGGGCCUGGAGUGCGCCAGCCUGCAGACCUACGCGACCCUCUGUGCCCAGAAGGGCAUCUGUAUCGACUGGCGGAACCACACCAACGGCGCCUGCUUGCUGACGUGUCCGCCUCACAGGGAGUACCGGGCCUGUGGUCCUCCAGAGGAACCCACCUGCAAGUCUGGAUCCUUCGAGAAGAACAACAGCAUCCUGGUGGAGGGCUGCUUCUGUCCCGAGGGCACCAUGAACUACGCCCCGGGAUUCGACGCCUGCGUGGACAUGUGUGGCUGUAUGGGACCUGACAAUGUGCCUAGAAAGUUUGGGGAACACUUUGAGUUCGACUGCAAGAGCUGUGUCUGCCUGGAGGGCGGGAGCGGCAUUUCCUGCCUGCCCAAGACGUGCAGCCAGGAGCCGCUCCAGUGCACGGAGGAGGGCACCUACCCGCUCACAGAGGUCAACCCCGCCGACACCUGCUGCAACAUCACGUCCUGCAAGUGCAACACCAGCCUGUGCCCGGCGACGCCGUCCAAGUGCCCACUGGGAUUUGAAGUGAAGAGUGAGAUCACACCUGGGAAGUGCUGCCCCACCUACACCUGUGUGCCCAAGGGUGUGUGCGUUCACCAGAAUGCUGAGUACCAGCCGGGGUCGCCAGUUUACUCCUCCAAGUGCCAGGACUGCGUGUGCACCAACCGCAGGAACAGCAGCACCGAGCUCAACGUCAUCUCCUGCACCCAUGUGCUCUGUGACAACUCCUGCAGCCCCGGCUUUGAGCUGGUGGAGGCCCCCGGGGAGUGCUGUGGUAAGUGUGAGCAGACCCACUGCAUCAUCAAGAGGCCCGGCAAGGAACCCAUCAUCCUAAAGCCCGGGGACAUAAAGCAUGACACCAAGAAUAACUGCACCUUCUUCAGCUGCGUGAAGAUUCACAACCAGCUCAUCUCUUCGGUCUCCAACAUCACCUGCCCCGACUUUGACCCCAGCAUCUGCCUCCCGGGUUCCAUCACUCUCAUGCCCAAUGGUUGCUGCAAGAAAUGCAUCCCUCGCAACGAGACCAGGACCUUCUGUUCCGCCAUCCCCGUUACCCGGGAAAUUUCUUUCGCCGGCUGCACCAACAAAGUCACGAUGAACUACUGCUCUGGGUCCUGCGGGACCUUCGCCCUGUACUCGGCCGAGGCCCAGGCCCUGGACCACAAGUGCUCCUGCUGUAAGGAAGAACGGACCAGCCAGCGGGAGGUGGUGCUGCACUGUCCCCAGGGCGGCUCGCGGAGCCACACCUACACCCACAUCGAGAGCUGCCGGUGCCAGGACACCGCCUGCGAGCUCCCGCCGGCCCCACGCCGCGUCCCCGGCCGCUCCCGGCGCUCCAGCCCCGGGGGCCUGCGCCCAGGAGGCGCUUGAACGGGGUCGUGCCACCCAGCUCGCCCCCACCGCCCUCCGCACCCCCCACCCCUCCUGCUGACCCCCUGAGCUUCCUCACCUCCUGAGCCGGCUUCCUCUCUGCAGAUAUUUAUUUUCUGAGUCUUUGUUCAAUUCUUUGCUUUCUACAAUAAACUUGGGCAGACGCUG